AUGAGGAGGGUAAGCCGGCCCCUCUUUGCUGCUCUCUCUCUCUGUGUUGCAGCCCAUCAGUGCAGCGCUGCUUCUUCCAGCAGCACCCACUUUACGCAGCAGCUGAGUGCUGAAAAGACAUGGACACGUCCAAACUUUAACUUUCUGAUCGUCUUUCUCUUCUCCAGAUUGCUCUCCUCUCUUCUCCUCCCCCGCUUCUCCCUCUGAGCUCCGACUGAAAAGCUCUGUUGGCAGCUGCGGACGCAUGGAGAUCUAAUUUUGGUCCAAUUUUCGGUCAGUCGGUCAACUGUGUGGAGGCUGUUGUUGGCUGUUGUUGUUUUGCUGUUGGGUUUAUGGUCUACUCAUGCGUCGGGAAUGCCAUGGCCACUCCGAACGCACAGCAGCAGCACCAGGAUUAUUUCAGAUCGGUGAGCAGCGAGUCGUCCUACAUGAUGGUCCCGGCCGGCGGGCCGAGCGGGACGGGGCGCAAGGAAGCACCGUCCAAGAUGUGGGUGGCGAUGGUGGUGAUAGUGGUGGUGGUGCUGCAAAUUGCCUCCACCACGGGGCUCUUUGUCUACCUGAACAUGUCCAUAUCAGAGGUGCGUAGCCAGGGUGUCACAGAGGAGCUGAAGUGCCUGAGUCUACUGAACGCUCUGGAUAAGGACCAGGACAUCCCAGACCAACUGGCCCAGCUCUUUGGAGAGCCCUGCAUCAAACUGGCCGAAGGCAUCAAAGCAUACAUCUCUAAGGUGACAGAGAACAUCAUCUCCAAACAAACCUUCAUAGAAGCGAGAACCAUGCCUCGCUCUUUCAACAACUCGUCAAAGUUCAUGACCUCGGUGGCCCAGAGGCCAUCUGCCCACCUGACCCUCAGAGACACCAGCUCUCAAGGGUUCCCUCCCUACCCCAUCCCCACACCGGGUCUCCACCAGUCCUGUCGCCAUGUGGUCCGCUCAUGGGCCAAUCAGAGCUUUGGAGCUCACCUGCACAACAUGACCCUGUCCAAUGGGAAGCUGCGAGUGCCUCAGGAUGGGCGGUACUACCUGUACUCACAGGUGUAUUUUCGUUAUCCAUCCCCAGCAUCCAGUGAUGGAGACCAGCGCAGCGUCAGCCACCAGCUGGUGCAGUGUGUCUACAAGAAAACCUCCUACCCAAGCCCCAUACAGCUCCUGAAGGGGGUGGGAACUAAGUGCUGGGCUCCAGAUGCUGAGUACGCUCUUCACUCCGUCUACCAGGGAGGACUAUUCGAACUGAGGGCCGGCGACGAGCUCUUCGUCUCCGUCUCUUCCCCCACCAUGGUCAACGCCGACGACUCCUCCAGCUACUUUGGCGCCUUCCGUCUGGACCUCUGAGAGGAAGAGAUGGGAGAAAAAAAAGAACAAAACAGAUGAGACGAUGGAUAGAUGAACGGGUGGGCCUUUUGAAUAUCCGUUGAUUGGGGGAAAAAAAAGACAGAAGUGAGGGAUGUUGCCCUGGAUCUUGGAUCCACAAUGUUUGCUUGGACGGGUAAAUUGAAGGAUGGAAGGAUUGGGAUUUGAAGGCCUCGCUUGAGCGACGAACGCGGCAAGAGGAGGGGGUGACAGGGAAAAGAAAGAGUGGAUUUGUCUUCCUUACUCUCCAUUAAGAGAAACCUAACCAAGAUAUACAGAGAUACAUGUGCAAUCAGGCGAAAAUAAAUGUGAGGAUAUUGAUUUACUUUGGAUUUUUGAGGAGGGAAGUUGCCUAUUGGAUGUCAAAAAGAGAAGGAAGCCACAGAAAAACACUGAAGAUCUUCCUGUUAGAUGAGAAUCACCCAAAUAAAAAAAAAUCUUAAACCACCCUGCUGCCUUUACCCCAAAUUAACACAUGAAUCCCAGCGUAUCUCAGCAUGUCAACAACCUUUCUGUGGGAAGCGAUCGGACCCCUGGAUUUGGAUUGCAGACCAAAGAAUGUACACACAAUAAAAACUCGGUCCUCUGCAUCCAAGAUGUGAGGAAUGAUUGUUGAAGGGUAGCAGAAGAAAAUCAAAUGAUCAAACCAAAGCAAAAUUUGUGGAAUAUAACUUUUUUUUUCUUUUUUUUUUAAGCGUGCCAAGAGAGAACUGUACAUAUGUAUGACUGCGGAUGAGUUUUAGACAAUGAACUGUGGUGAUUUUAAAAGUAAUUCAUUUGUAAACUGACUGGACUUAAAACCACUUGGAGUUUGCUGAGGAUUUGUCUACAUGCAACCCUAGAGCUACGGAUUUUAUGCAAAGGACAGGAGAAAAACAACUGCCUCUUUGUACUGGAUACUGUACAGCAAUAAGACUGUGAGAGGCAACACGGUGCCUUUUGAACAACAGAGACUGCAAAGAAAGGAGAAAUGAAAACAGGGGGGAAGAAGAGGGAGAAAUCUUGUAAAUGCCAACAAGAAUGAUCUCAGCAGAGGAAGAUAAAAGGAAAGAGAGAGAAAGAGGCUGAGGGUGGUAUGCAGCUUAACCCGUCUCUGUUGUUGUAGUCUUCUUUCUCUCUCUCUCUUUCACUUGUUCUCUCUUUUUUUUUUUUUCUUGGAAAGAAUUUUAUCUAUCCUGUCUUUCUUGUCUAACCAGUGAAGCUGCAUUCACUUUGGAUCAGUUAAGCAACCAACAGGAAAACAACAGACAUAUGUGAACAAGAUGACAGAUACCCGAGCAAACAGGCAAAUCACACACACACACACACAUGCACACACACACACACACACACGCUCACAGAGCAUGGCUGAAAAGUGAAUGUUUGUUUUAGACGUGUAGCUUACAUGGAUCUGUUGUUUCAACAGUACUUUAAGCACUAUGCUUCACUUUGUCACUGAAACUUUGUUGAAACAGCGAGCCACCGAAAAUAACUUCACUUUUCAACCAAACCUAGAACAGCUGAAGCUGCAGCAGAUUUACUGCAGCCAAGUCCUCUUCUCUUUUUGAGUUUUGCACAGAAACUUGAAUUAACAUCACUGCAAAGUUUGAUACCACUUUCUUCAAGUCUGUCAGGAGACAGAUUAGAAUAAAGGCUACAAACAGGGGGAAACAGCUAGCCUGUAAAACUGUUGUGUGUGUUUUGUAGAGCUGUUUCUCUCUGUUUCCCAUCUUCAUGCAUAGCUUCAUAUUUUAAAAACAGUAAAGAGUAAAGAGGACAUUUGCAGAAAUAAACCAUGCACCGACGAGCACAGGCUCAACCCCUACACGUUUUUUUCCUCCGGCAGGCACACGUGUGCACAUGUAUGCACAUAAAGCAAAUGCACAUAACGUAUCGCACCACAUCCAGGCUAGUCUGUGCUCCACAGACACAUACAUCACCCAGCGUCACAUCCAGUGUGAAGACCCCACAAACUCCGACACACACUCAUUUAUCCCCACUGUUCAGCCUCCCUGUGCCAUCUGGUAGAUGUCAGUGAUCUGUUAGAGGCAUGCAGGGAGUGUGUUUGUGUAAAUGAAUGUGUGUGUGCACUUACAAUACAUGUUUGUUCAGAGGGCUUGGUUCACAUGGACAGCUCAGAAAUCGAGGUCAAACUCGCCGACAUGCACCUUUCUUUGUUUGUGUACGAAACCUUCCUUUGUUUUCCCUGAGAGAAAUGGAUUAAUACACUUAAACACACACUCUAAUAAGGUGACAUCCAGGCCAAGCCUGCUCCUCUGGCACAGUGGUUCACAUAUACCUGUGUAUAUACUCUACGCAAGGUCACGUUAUCCUAUAGGUUUGUUGGGGAAGUUAUGAAAACACAACAACACAUGCCGUUUAUUUUUCUGUGCAAAGAACUAAACUGAAGGCAAAUUUCAUUUUGUAUUUCAUUGCUGUUUUAGCUGUUUUUUGUUUUUUGUUUUUUUGGCUGGGUGACACCUGGUCCUGUUUCUGUUGGGCUUUCUUUCAGCCCGUCGCCGCUACGUCACAUCACACAUACCGAGCUCUCUGUGAUCUUGACACUAGAUCUGUGUAUUAUCCAGGAUAAACUUCAACAAUCAUACAGCCUUUUCUUUCUUGCACUCCAACCAAAACAAAUCAUUUGGUGAUUCAGGUCCAGCGAGGAUGAUAAUGCAGCAUACACACUAAUAUUACAGCAGCAUAAAUCCCUGGACCAGCUGGGAAAUCUUUUGCAAUGAAUGUGUAUGAGAAGUGUUUGUACUGGACAGUCUUGUAGCUGUGAACAUGUGUAGCACAUUGUUGGAAGAAAAUAAACAAAUAUCUGA
Messenger RNA from Toxotes jaculatrix (banded archerfish), 4156 nucleotides. RefSeq names its product TNF superfamily member 10, like (gene tnfsf10l). Gene Ontology annotation, biological process: immune response. The coding region runs from base 333 to 1331 and encodes 332 amino acids. The record is from RefSeq and is a predicted model, not a curated record. NCBI's taxonomy places the organism in Eukaryota, Metazoa, Chordata, Actinopteri, Toxotidae. Gene Ontology annotation, cellular component: membrane. The transcript is spliced from 7 exons. Gene Ontology annotation, molecular function: tumor necrosis factor receptor binding.